UUUCAGCUGCAACGCAGGUGUCUAUAUUGGAAGUCAGCGUCCUGCAGCCAUUCGAGUUGUGUAGCUACUGCAGUUCAAACAGGCUGCGCAGAUUAAUACAGCGGAGCGGCUUGGUGGUGUAUACCCGACACGAAGAUUUGUGGAGGAGCCUGACUGAGAGGACACGAGCCGGCCAUGCUGUCCAGAGCGGCGACCACGCUGCGGCUGCUGGUGGGGGCAGCGCGCCACGCCCACCACAGCUCCACACCAGCACAGGCGACCACGCCCCCGCUGGAGCCACGCGGCAAGGCGGCGCUGGUUACAGGCGGUGCAGCCGGCCUGGGUGCCGCCGUCUCCAAGGCGCUGGUCUCGGCAGGGGCCAAGGUGGCGGUGGUGGACGUGGAUGCUGCUGCGGGUAGCCGCCUCGUGCAGGGGCUGAGGGCCGCAGCAGGCGACGGGAGCGCCCUCUUCCUGCACGCUGACGUCACAGACUUCGCGCGCCUCCAGGACGCAUUUGAGAUGGCGAAGGGGACUUUCAAUGGGUUGGACAUCGUCAUAAAUAACGCCGGUGUCGGAAAUGAUGUCGAGUGGCAACGAGAGAUCGAUAUUAAUUUGAAGGGCGUGGUGGGCGGCACGCUGCUGGGUCUGCGGCUGGCCACCAGGGGCGCGCGUGUGCUCAACGUGGCGUCGGUGGCCGCACUCGGCGCCUUCAGCUGCGCCCCCGUCUACACCGCCACCAAGCACGCCGUAGUCGCGCUCACGCGCUGCUAUGGGGCAGCAGAGCACACGGAGAAGACAGGUGUGUCUGUGGUGGCGGUGUGCCCCGGGCCCUGUGAUACGACGCUGCUGGAGAACGUGGGCAGGCACUUGCCCGAGGCCUGGCAGGCGGAGCAGUUCUACUCGCUGGUCCAGCAGUUCGGAGUCUCCAGCCCUGAGCAGAUGGCGGAGGGUGUGAUGCACGUUCUGCGAGACGCCACCUCCGGCUCGGUGUGGGUGUGUCACGAGGGCCGAGCCUCGCCCGUGGAGUUCCCAGAGCUCCUCUAGAGGGGCUCUCUGCCCUCUGCUCGCCAGGAGGCUUCGUGAAUGAGCUAUAGAAGACUUGCUGUCAUACCACGCUUCGUUGCACAGCAUGUCGACGACGAUGUCUUAGAUGCUGCAAGUCUAAUAAUGCAAGACGGAGGUAGCUCCCAUAACUUCUACCUCGACAUUUUCAUACACUCUAUCUAAUUAGAUAACACAUUUAAAUAUCUGGGACUACCGCUCGACCAAAAACUAACAAAGCAGACCCUGUUACUAACAGUAAUACCGAAACCCCACUACAGAGUACAACAGAUAACCGGCAGAACAUGGAGAGAGGCUCUUGUCUGCCGUACUAAACACCUACAAAGCCCUGAUCCAACUUCUCCUCUCCUAGCCGGUUUCGCUGGAAUGUUUCGCUCCCUCCUAAUUCUCUAAUACCACAAACUCGCUUCACCUUCCGUAGGCAUGUACUUAUCAGCUUAGUAGCUCGUUUCCCUCUCCACUUGCACACUAACCACUUUCGAAUUCCCUACACUUGACAGAAACUCGACACCAACUACCUAAUCGUUUCUUCCCCGCACGACGCGCUCGUUGCAGCACGUCCCCAGAAACUCACGCAUACACCCUCACCAUAUUCUAUGACAACGACACUACAUCUACAUCUACAUCCAUACUCCGCAAGCCACCUGACGGUUUGUGGCGGAGGGUACUUUGAGUACCUCUACCGGUUCUCCCUUCUAUUCCAGUCUCGUAUUGUUCGUGGAAAGAAAGAUUAUCGGUAUGCCUCAGUGUGGGCUCCAAUCUCUCUGAUUUUAUCCUCAAGGUCUCUUCGCGAGAUAUACGUAGGAGGGAGCAAUAUACUGCUUGACUCUUCGGUGAAGGUAUGCUCUCGAAACUUUAACAAAAGCUCGUACGGAGCUACUGAGCGUCGCUCUUGCAGAGUCUUCCACUGUAGUUUAUCUAUCAUCUCCGUAACGCUUUCGCGAUUACUAUAUGACCCUGUAACGAAGCACGCUGUUCUCCGUUGGAUCUUCUCUAUGUAUUCUAUCAACCCUAUCUGGUACGCAUCCCACACCGGUGAUCAAUAUUCAAGCAGUUGGCGAACAAGUGUACUGCAACCUACGUCCUUUGUUUUCGGAUUGCAUUUGUUUAGGACUCUUCCAAUGAAUCUCAGACUGGCAUCUGCUUUACCGAUGAUUAAUUUUAUAUGGUCAUUCCAUUUUAAAUCGCUCCUAAUCCCUACUCCCAGAUAAUUUAUGGAAUUAACUGCUCCCAGUUGCUGACCUGCUAUAUUGUAGCUAAAUGAUAAAGGAUCUUUCUUUCUAUGUAUUCGCAGCACAUUACACUUUUCUACAUUGAGAUUCAAUUGCCAUUCCCUGCACCAUGCGUCAAUUCGUAGCAGAUCCUCCUGCAUUUCAAUUUUCCAUUGUUACAACCUCUCCAUAUACUACAGCAUCAUCCGCAAAAAGCCUCACUGAACUUCCGAUGUUAUCCACAAGGUCAUUUAUGUGUAUUGUGAAUAGCAACGGUCCUACGACACUCCCCUGCGGCACACCUGAAACCACUCUUACUUCGGAAGACUUCUCUCCAUUGAGAAUGACAUGCUGCGUUCUGUUAUCUAGGAACUCUUCAAUCGAAUCACACGAUUGGUCUGGCAGUCAAUAUGCUCUUACUUUGUUCAUCAAACGACUGUGGGAAACUGUAUCGAAUGCCUUGCGGAAGUCAAGAUACAGGGCAUCUACCUGGGAACCCGUGUCAACCGAUCGUCUUUUUCGAAACCCAUGUUGAUUCCUACAGAGUAGAUUUCUAGUCUCCAGAAAAGUCAUUAUACUCGAACAUAAUAGGUGUUCCAAAAUUCUACAACUGAUCGACAUUAGAGGUAUUGGUCUAUAGUUCUGCACAUCUGUUCGACGUCCCUUCUUGAAAACGGGGAUGACCUGUGCCCUUUUCCAAUCCUUUGGAACGCUACGCUCUUCUAGAGACCUACUGUACACCGCUGCAAGAAGGGGGAGGGGCAGGGGUCAAGUUCCUUCGCGUACUCUGUGUAAAAUCGAACUGCUAUCCCAUCAGGUCCAGCGGCCUUUCCUCUUUUGAGCGAUUUUAAUUGUUUCUCUAUCCCUUUGUCGUCUAUUUCGAUAUCUACCAUUUUGUCAUAUGUGCGACAACCUAGAGAAGGAACUACAGUGCUGUCUUCCUCUGUGUAACAGCUUUGGAGAAAGACAUUUAGUAUUUCGGCCUUUAGUCUGUCAUCCUCUGUUUCAGUACCAUUUUGGUCACAGAGUAUCUGGACAUUUUGUUUGGAUCCCCGAAAUUUCUGCCUAUCCUUCUUGUGGAUCUUCUUGCUCUAGGCUCCUCAUCCUCGUCAUUUUUAUUCUACAUUCUUUCCCAAAACUCUACCACAAAAAGCACUCGUGAUAUCCUGAUUAUUUCACUCUCAAAAUUUAUAAAACUCAUUGCUCAUCCAUCCGCAUUUCCUGACAGUCAGCUCGUGCCCAACCUUUAUCGCAAAUAACGCCAGUCACCCGUCAUCAGCGUUAUUUACGUAAUCAAUUAAGAAAAGUGGCGUUUAUCACACCAGUCAUCCGUGGAAGAUGUCAGUGUUAUUUACGUAAUCAAUUAAGAAAAGUGGCGUUUAUCUUUUGAGAAUUACUCAGAAGAGAUCAUUAAUAUGUUCACUCAUAAUCCACUGUUACAUAACAUAGUUUUAAUGCAAUCAAAUAACUUUUAUAUUUAUAUAGUUUUUAAUUCUAUGGCUAGAGAUUAGAUAUAAGUGUGACUGCGCACAGCUCAACCGCUCUUGUGAAUCGAAGAAGAUU
Schistocerca serialis cubense is the source of this 3815-nucleotide messenger RNA. RefSeq names its product 15-hydroxyprostaglandin dehydrogenase [NAD(+)]-like. Gene Ontology annotation, molecular function: oxidoreductase activity, acting on the CH-OH group of donors, NAD or NADP as acceptor. NCBI's taxonomy places the organism in Eukaryota, Metazoa, Arthropoda, Insecta, Orthoptera, Acrididae. Gene Ontology annotation, cellular component: cytoplasm. The transcript has 8 exons. The record is from RefSeq and is a predicted model, not a curated record. Bases 175 to 1023 code for a protein of 282 amino acids.